CACAAGCGUCGGGGUCCGGGCGCGGCCCCGGAUGCCCGGCGUGCGUCUCUCUCGGGCUGCGUCUGCCGUGCGCUGGGCUGUGUUUUGAAUCCUUUUUUUGCUUGCAGCCUGCCAUCCUGUUCCUUGUCUGGGUCACCUUUCCCUUCCCGUCAUUCGACUUCCUCUGUUCCUGUCUCUGCAGACUGCAGUGGGCUGCGACCGGGCCUAGUUUAGAAGUUAGUCCGGGGCUGGUACCCAGGGCCUGCUCGGACCCCGGCUGCCUCGUUUGCAUGACAUCCUGGUGUCGCUGGGCUAUACGGCCCUGCCUUGUCCCCCCCCUCAUUUACCCCAGCGCGCUCCCCCCUGGAAGGGCAGAUGCCUUCCCUGCACCCUGAAUGGAGCCGGCAGUCCUCGGGCCGCUUCCCCUGGUCCUGUGGAGGAAUCUCGGUGCAGAUGGGUGCUCCCUGGCCGGGGUCUCUGGGGCUUUGUGGCAGCCCUCUUGCAAUCUGCUUGGGGAUGUGGCAGCACGCAGGGUAUCGGCAUUGAGGGACCCCCUCCCCACUCCGACCUCUCUCAAAACAGAGGUGCCGUGCAGAAAACACUCCACUUAUUCUUCUCCGCCAAGUGUUUAUUCUCCUCUCUCUCACAUCCUUUGGUGUGAAAAGACACAGGAUAGAAAGCAGCUAUCUGAAUGUGUUUUGUGUGCUCGGGUUGACUUAUUCUUAUUGCCCGCGUGCUUUCUCUGUUGUUCAGCUCUGCUCGGCGGAUUUGAUCAUCGACUUGCUUUGGGAUUUCUAAAUUCUACCACGCGGGAGCUGAUUCGGGGCGUUUAGCAAAAAAAUCGAGGCUGGGGAGAGAUGGUCAUGUCUGAGCGCACUGUGUGCUCUUCGGUGGCCUGGUCCAUUCACGGCCUGGGUCUGCAAACACUUUCCAGCGGGGGUUAUGCUCCCCAUUGCAGUGGUCCCAUUCAGUAGAAGUGUGGGGCCGCUGGAGAUGGUUGCACCUCCGUGUGAAGCAACCUCUGGGAUGGAGGAUGUCAACAGACCAGCACAUGUCCACAGAGGAAUGAGAGACCAGCCAGUAAAAAGCACCCUCACCUGCCCAGCCCCAUUGCAGCCUGGUAAGCUCUGGUGCCGGGCGUCCGGCUGGCGUGUGUAUGUGUGUGUGUAUCUGUUUGUCACUCUCACUGUGCUUACGCCAUGGACCCCGCAUCGCUUCUCCCCCCGCUCAUCCCUUCCAUACUCACAGACCUCGGUGGCUCCAUGUCGUGGCACGGGGGGUGCCCGAUGCUGUCCCCAGGCCUGGGCCGGGGUACUCCUGGUGCCCAGCCUUGCUCCGAGCCUGUGCUCGCUUUCAGUCUACCUCAGGCUGGUGCUGCGGUUUGCCACUUCCUGUGUGAGGUUGAGUAGCCUGUCUUCUCUGGGAGAUUCGGCUCCAGAACGCAGGUCUCCCGGCCAUCACCGCCAGCCGUCCGACUCCACCGAAACAACAGGCUUGGUCCAGCGCUGUGUCAUCAUCCAGAAGGACGAGCAUGGCUUCGGCUUCACAGUCAGCGGGGACCGGAUUGUCCUGGUGCAGAGUGUGCGGCCAGGAGGAGCAGCCAUGAGGGCGGGUGUGCAGGAAGGGGACCGCAUUGUCAAGGUGAACGGCACAAUGGUAACAAACAGCUCGCAUCUCGAAGUGGUGAAGCUCAUCAAAUCUGGCGCCUACGUCGCACUGACCCUCCUAGGCUCCCCUCCCUCCUCAGUGGGACUCUCCAACUCCCAGCAAGACACCAGCUCAUCAGGGGCUCCCCGGGUCAUGCCCACACACCCCCCACCGCCUCCCCCGCCGCCGCCGUUACCUCCGCCCCAGCGCAUCACUGGACCCAAGCCACUGCAGGACCCAGAGGUCCAGAAGCACGCAACCCAGAUCCUCCGGAACAUGCUGCGACAGGAGGAGGCUGAGUUACAGCGCUUCUGCGAGGUGUACAGCCGGCGCCCAGCCACCGGGCUGGAGGGUCAGAUCGAGGGCGCCCGCCGCCGGGUCAGCCAGCUGCAGCUCAAGAUCCUCCAGGAGACUGGCAGCUUGGUGGGCGGGAACGAUGGGAUGACCCAGUGCGUCCUCUCGCUGCAGGACUGUGUACGGCUGAGCAGUGACCCAGGCUCCGCGGGGCUCCAGGUCACAGAAGGCCGCCUCUCCCUGGACUCUCAGGAUGGCGACAGUGGCUUGGACUCCGGCACGGAGCGGUUCCCCUCGGUGAGCGAGAUCUCCCUGAACCGCAACUCAGUCCUGUCCGACCCCGGCCUCGACAGCCCGCGCACGUCUCCCAUCAUCACCUCCAAGAUGUUCCAGCACCACCGCCGCCAGGGCUCAGAUACGCCCUUCGCGCCCUCCACAGAGCAGGGCUCAGACCGGACACUGCGGCCUCUCAUCAUUGGCCCUGAGGAGGAUUAUGACCCGGGCUAUUUCAACAAUGAGUGUGACAGCCUCUUUCAGGACCUGGGGAAGCUGAAAUCCCGGCCGGCUCACUUGGGGGUUUUCCUGCGGUACAUCUUCUCCCAGGCGGAUCCCAGCCCCCUGCUCUUCUACUUGUGCGCCGACGUCUGCCAGAAGAUGAACCUCAAGGAGUCCCGCACACUGGGCAAAGAUAUCUGGAACAUCUUCUUGGAGAAGAACGCGGCACUGAGGGUGAAGGUGGCCGAUUCGCUGUUGCUGGAAAUAGAGUCUCGCCUGCGAAACGGGGAGGACAUCAGGAGCGCCCUGUCCGAAGCCCAAGACACGGUGAUGCCUGAGAUCCAAGAGCAGAUCCAGGACUACAGGACAAAGCGCACCAUGGGGCUGGGGAGCCUGUACGGCGAGAACGACCUGAUGGACCUGGACGGGGACCCCCAGAGGGAGCGGCAGGUGGCAGAGAAACAGAUCACCCAGCUGGGUGACAUCCUGUCGAAGUACGAGGAUGAUAGGAGUUCCCCCAUGGCCUUUGCCCUCCGCACCUACGUGACCCACGCAGGCAUCCGUGGGUCAGAACCUCGUCCUGCCAGCACCAGUGAGAAGUCCCAGGCCCUCCCAGACAAGGACAAGUGGCUGCCCUUCUUCCCCAAGACAAAGAAGAGCAGUGGCACGAAGAAGGACAAGGACACGAUGGAGGACAAGAAGCGCAACCCCAUCCUCAAGUACAUUGGGAAGCCCAAGAGCUCCUCCCAGAGCACAUUUCAUGUCCCCUUGUCCCCUGUUGAAGUCAAACCCGGCAAUGUGAGGAACAUCAUCCAGCACUUUGAGAACAACCAGCAUUACGAGUCACAGGAGCCCGGCACGCAGCGCCUCUCCACUGGCAGCUUCCCCGAGGACCUGCUGGAAACCGACAGCUCUAGGUUGGAAGUGAAGCUGGGCCGCUCGGAGAGCCUGAAGGGCCGGGAGGAGAUGAAGAAAUCACGCAAGGCUGAGAAUGUGCCUCGUUCCCGGAGCGACGUGGACAUGGACGCGGCGGCAGAGGCAACACGGCUACAUCAGUCAGCCUCAUCUUCCGCCUCCAGCUUGUCGACGAGAUCACUGGAAAACCCCACACCUACCUGACCAGGGGCUGACCCCCUCUGCCGUCCUCCCAGGAGUAUCGAGUCCCCCAACCUGGGCUUUGGCACGGACUCCUUCCUGCCCCACCUCCUCGAGGAUGAUCUGGGCCAGCUCUCAGACCUGGAGCCCGAGCCGGACACACAGAACUGGCAGCAUACGAUGGGGCGGGAGGUCACAGCCUACCUGACACAGAAAGAGAUCGACCGGCAGGAGGUGAUCAAUGAGCUCUUUGCCACAGAGGCGUCUCACCUGCGCAUCCUCCGGGUCCUGGAUGUCCUCUUCUACCAGCGGCUGAAGAAGGAGAGCCUGUUGUCACGGGAGGAGCUGGCACUGCUCUUCCCCAACCUCCCAGACCUCAUCGAAAUCCACAAUUCGCUCUGUGAGUCCAUGAAGAAGCUGCGGGAAGAAGGACCAAUCAUCAAAGAGAUCGGGGACCUCAUGCUGUCCCGGUUCGAUGGGCCAGCACGCGAGGAAAUCCAGCAGGUCGCAGCCGACUUCUGCGCCUACCAGUCCAUCGCCCUGGAGCUUAUCAAAACCAAGCAGCGCAAGGAGACCCGCUUCCAGAUCUUCAUGCAGGAAGCCGAGAGCAACCCACAGUGCCGCCGGCUGCAGCUCAAGGACCUGAUCAUCUCUGAGAUGCAGCGUCUGACCAAGUACCCGCUGCUGUUGGAGAAUGUCCUCAAGCACACGGAGGGCGGGACCCCAGAGCACGAGAAGCUGAGCCGUGCCCGGGACCAGUGCCGGGAGAUCUUGCGACACGUGAACGAGGCGGUGAAGCGGGCAGAGAACCGGCAUCGGCUGGAGGCCUACCAGAAGCGCCUGGAUGCCACCUCGCUGGAACGCACCAGCAACCCGCUGGCAGCCGAGUUCAAGAACCUGGACCUCACGUCCCGCCGCAUGAUCCACGAGGGGCCCCUGAGCUGGCGUGUCAGCAAGGACAAGACCGUGGAUCUGCAUGUGCUGCUGCUCGAAGACCUCUUGGUGCUUUUGCAGAAGCAGGACGAGAAGCUGGUGCUGAAGUGUCACAGCAAGACGGCACUGGGCUCCGCCGACACCAAGCAAACCUUCAGCCCCGUCCUCAAGCUCAAUUCGGUGCUCAUCCGCUCCGUGGCCACAGAUAAGCGAGCCCUCUUCAUCAUCUGCACCUCGGAGCUGGGGCCCCAGAUCUACGAGCUGGUGGCACUGACGUCCUCGGAGAAGAACGCGUGGAUGGAGCUGCUGGAGGAGGCUGUGCAGAGUGCCAUGAGGAAUGCCACCUUCCCCCCCAAGCCCCGGGCGCAGGAGCCCACACACAGGCCAACGCCAUCCAGCCUGGUGCUGCAGGACGCCGAGGGCUCCCCGCUGCUGGCACAAUGCAGCAGCUCAGGAGCGGAGAUGGAAGAGGUCUCUUCAGCAGACAACAACCCCGGCGACUUCCUGGGCAAAGAGAAGCCCCUGGUGCAGCAGGAGGAGCCCGAGGCAGAGGGCAGUGAGGGCAGGGCAGGCGAGGAAGAGGAGGAACUGCCUGCAGUUCCUGUGCCUGCCCUGCCCCCCGUGGAGCCGGACGAUGUUCACCCGCAGCGGCCAGAGCCAGAUAUGCACCUUGCCCUGCCAGAGCCGGCACUUGGGAAGGGGCUGGCCGAGUCGGCCCUGGCGGAUGUGGAGAACCUGCGGCACCUGCUGCUGCGCAGCCUCCUACCCUGCCGGGACCUGGAGCCUGAGGACGACCUGACGCCCACACCCUCGGUCAUCGGGGGCACUGUCCAGCCCUGGGAUACAGCACUACCUGGCCAGGACCCUCCAGUGGAGCCCACAGGACAGGAGGGCAAGAUUUGCCCAGCGAGUGGUGAGACAGGACCUGAGCCCGGAGACUGGCUGGACGGAGGGGCCACGGAGGACACGUGCCCAGCGGGGCUGCAGGAGGCAGAGAUGUCCCCAGGUGCCGAGGGGCAGAGCGGGCUCAAGGUGGUGCGCAAAGCUGAGGUGGAGGGCACUAACCCAGCCAUGCUCCUGCCAGGCGGCAACCAAUCAGAAACUGCAUUGCAGGAAGGAGGAGGAGCUAAUGUAGAUGGCAACUACUUCUACGUCAGCAUGCCGGCUGAGUCCUCCACAGAGCCCGAGCACCCCACGCCGCCCAUCAGCCCCUCGGCACCGCCCAUCAGCCCCUCGGCACCCCCCUGCACCCACUCCCCAGCCUCCAGGAGGAAGGAGACAGGGCCCUGUCCCGGCAGCCUGGAGGGGCCCCCAGAGCCACCCGCGCCCGGCCUGGCUAUCCGGGACGUGGACCUGAUCUUCCAGGUCAUCGAGCAGCUCACACUGAAGCUGGGGCAGCUGAAGGACGUGGAGGCAGCCCACCAGGAGCUGUUGCAGUCGCUGGGGCAGGGUUCAUCAGCUGACGCCACACCCGUGGGGGCUGCUGCACCGGAGGUGGACACAUGGCCAGAGUGUCCCCCCAGCCCUGUAGGGAGGAGCCCACCAGCCAGCGAGCCAGGCUGCGAGGACCCUCGGUGAGACCCCCUUGAGCGGGACGCUCAGGAGCUGGAGCUGCCCCCACCCCCCGGGGGCUAUGCGGCGGCAGGGGGAGCCAGAGCGGGGAGCUCAGAGAACUGGAACCGGGGGUCAGGGGCGCCUCCCUGCCCCCCUCUCCCCCGCAUGCUGCCCACCGCCCCCCUCCCAGACUGUCUGUGCCCCCCUCUGCCGCAUCUUGGGACUGCGGCCACUGCCGGGGCAGGUUGGGGGCAGCCUGGAAAUGCACUUUGUUCUUGUCCCCGUGCUGAGGCCCCAUGGCGUCCGGCCCCUACCCCCCGCUGUUGGAUAUAAAUAUGUAUGUAUGUAUGUAUGUGCAUUGGGUUCUUGUAAAUAGCACCAUGCCCCCCCACCAAGGCCGGCACCGUUGCCCCCUCCCCGUCUGGGCACCGCGCGGCCGCAACACCCACCACUAGAUGUGCCCGGAACCGCAGCGCAGGCAGAUGCUGCCCCCUUCCCCAUCCUUUGCCCUGUGUUGGGGGGUAGCAGAGCCCUGUGCACCCCCUGAACAACCCGGGGUGAGGGUUGGCCCUGCUGCCCCUGCCAGGCCCUGGGUCAGGGGAUGCAGAGCUGGCGGGAAGUGCCCUGUGCCCUCCACAUUGCCAUCAGCUUCUGCAUGGUCUUGCUGUGCUCCCUCCCCCUGUUUGCGGUGCGGGGGCCGGCGCAGGGUGUAUAAUCUGUUGGAUUUUCCUCCUUUCGAUGGU
This is a messenger RNA of Alligator sinensis (Chinese alligator), 6740 nucleotides long. It is a transcript of the gene ARHGEF11, whose product is annotated as Rho guanine nucleotide exchange factor 11. Lineage: Eukaryota; Metazoa; Chordata; Crocodylia; Alligatoridae. The record is from RefSeq and is a predicted model, not a curated record. Gene Ontology annotation, cellular component: cytoplasm. Gene Ontology annotation, biological process: Rho protein signal transduction; G protein-coupled receptor signaling pathway. The transcript is spliced from 44 exons. Gene Ontology annotation, molecular function: G protein-coupled receptor binding; guanyl-nucleotide exchange factor activity.